Molecule: messenger RNA, 2313 nt
Organism: Striga asiatica
Lineage: Eukaryota; Viridiplantae; Streptophyta; Magnoliopsida; Lamiales; Orobanchaceae
Source: the annotation of a GenBank genome assembly
CAUGAUUGGACCGGUUCAGGUCCUCAAAAAACACGUCCCAGAACCGGCCCGUUCAAUGGUCAUGUCGCUAUAAUUUAUUGUUUCGUUUUCAGCUACUGCAGUGAACUAGUGACAAUAUUUUCGACUCCUUUUGAAGCUUUUGGGCGUUUUCAGCUUGUACAGUGAACCAGUCACAAUAUUUCGACUCCUUUUUAAGCUUUUGGGCGUCCUUCUCCGAGAGAGGCAUUUUUGUGGUGGCCAUAUAGUUAAAUCUUUGUUCGUUGCACAAUGCUAAAGGGUUAUGCUUUGAAGGUCAAGCAUGUGAUCUGCGAUCACUGGGAUUUUGUGCCCUCUCACUUCAAAUUUCAGCUCUAUUUUUUCGUCGGGAUCUUUGUAAUUUCAUUGAUUUGAUGUGGGUUUUCCUAGAAAUUAAUUAUUGAAGCGGGGGAGGAUAUUCUGUAGUGUUUUGAGCUAUUUGGUCCGGAACUAAUUUUUUCGAGCUUUUUGUCCUUUUUAUUACUAUUUCACUUUCAUAUAACAAUUUGCUGGAUAAAAAUCGGUUCUUGAGGGGUGGAAACAUUUUUUCCCCUCCCAUAUAGGGCUUUGGUUUUUGUUGAAAGUGGGGAAAGAAAUGGUUCCUUUUGUCAUGUUUAAAAAUUAUUUCUGAAAAUGGUUUGAUUUGCUUUAGGCGAUUCUAUGAAAUUUCUCGGAGUUGGGGGAUUUAUCUUUUUUUUUCCGUAUGUUUAUAUUUAGAGGGAGGUUGAAAUUGUUGUUUCUUGCGAGAUUUUGAUGAUUUUGGGAUCUGCUAAAGAUGGGAUUAGUUGAUGAGGGCUUAAAAGUGGAGUCUUGGGAUGUCAAGUUAUCAAAGGGGAGUAACAGAAGAGAGUGUGGUGAUAUUGAUGAUGAAGUAUUGGAAAAGGGAUGUUGCAUUAGAUUAUGGGUUUUUGGCUGUUGUGUUCCCUCAAGAUCUAAAGUUGAUACCUCCAUUAGCGGCAUCAGCACUCAUGAAAGUAAAUCUGCAAGUGACAAAGGCAAAGACCAACCAGUUGCCCCUAUAGUCCCAUCCACCACAACUAGCAAUGCUGAAAGCGUUUCUUCAAGCACAAGACUCGAGGAGGAGCUUAAAAUUUCUUCCCGCCUUCGAAAAUUUGGUUUCAAUGACCUUAAGAUGGCCACAAGAAAUUUUAGACCAGAAUCUCUUCUUGGUGAAGGGGGUUUUGGUUGUGUGUUCAAGGGAUGGAUUGAAGAGAAUGGUACAGCACCUGUUAAACCUGGGACGGGACUUACCGUGGCUGUGAAAACCCUGAAUCAUGAUGGACUUCAGGGUCACAAAGAAUGGCUGAUUUUGAGUUGGAUUGUGGACUUCAUAUUAGUUCUCUAUACAAAUGUGUGUAAAAUGACGAAAACUUUGACAACUUCAAAUUCAGGAUCCUUGCCACUUCCUUGGUCUAUCAGGAUGAAAAUAGCUCUUGGAGCUGCAAAAGGACUUGCUUUUCUGCACGAGGAAGCUGAAAGACCUGUCAUAUAUCGUGAUUUUAAGACGUCUAACAUCCUCUUGGAUGCUGAGUACAAUGCCAAACUUUCUGAUUUUGGACUUGCUAAAGAUGCUCCAGAUGAAGGAAAAACUCACGUUUCUACACGUGUGAUGGGAACCUAUGGUUAUGCCGCCCCAGAAUAUGUCAUGACAGGGCAUCUUACGUCGAAAAGCGACGUGUACAGCUUUGGAGUUGUCCUCCUCGAGCUAAUCACGGGCCGAAGAUCAAUGGACAAAACACGGCCUAAAGAUGAACACAACCUCGUCGAGUGGGCCCGGCCUCAUCUGUGUGACAAAAGACGGUUUUAUCGCAUGAUAGAUCCUCGGCUGGAGGGCCGCUUCUCGGUCAAGGGAGCCCAAAAGGCGGCCCACCUGGCGGCCCGUUGUCUCUGCCGGGACACGAAAGCCCGGCCCACAAUGAGCGAGGUUGUUGAGGUCUUGAAGCCUCUCCCCAACCUCAAGGACAUGGCCAGUUCUUCCUACUACUUCCAAACUGUUCAAUCUGAACGGGCUGGGCCCAGCCCGAAUGGGAAAGCAUUGUUCAGAAAUGGGCCUCAGCCAAUGAGAAGCCUCUCGAUUUCGAAUGGGGCCUCGUUUCAGGCCUCGCCCUACCGUCUCGCUCGAAAUUCACCGAAACCGAAGGGGAAAGCUUAAAAAUGUUUUUUUUUUUUUUUUUUCCUUUUAUCUGUGUUUUUUUUCCCUUGAUGCUUAUGUGGAAAUACACUAGAAAUAUACACUGCUAUGGAAAUGAAGGUUUAGUAAAUGGGUUGAAUGUGUGUAAAUGGUGGAAUGUGGCUUGC